GGAAAUUCGUUGAAGCUCAAGAAAAAACCUCCUAAAACCCUAACGAAGAAAGUGGAGAUGAAACGAUCUCUUGCAAAAAAUGUUCAUCUCUUUUCACGCAGUUUGUUAGUGCCAAAGCCGAAUCCUUACCUUGCUACCUCUUCAUUUUGGCCUAGCCGUGUUAAGCGUUUCACAUCCAAAAGCUCUAACGAACUUCCUGCUUCGGGUCAUAACAACGACAAUAACCUUCAAGAAGAAGAUGAUAUCAGCAAUAAAGCGCUGAAACAGCAGAUAGAUAAGUUCUUUGAAGGAGACGAAGAAGCAUUCCCAUCAAUAUUUGAAGCCAUUUUGAAAAGAAAGUUGGCUGGAAAAAGUGAAGAAUCAGAUGAGGAAUUGAUGAAUCAACUUCAAGCCCAGCCUCGACAGCACGAUUCUGCUGCCAAUAGAGAAUCUGACUCCGAUUAAGUUGAAGUACGACAAGUCUAUACCUAUAAGAGUAGUGAAAUUGAUUAUACAUUGAUGAAAAUACAAGGUCUUAGCUCCGUACUUGUUAUGGAUUGAGGAGUUAAAGAGUAUGAAUUUUUUUGUAUAUUCAUUGUUCGUUACUGUAAUUUCAUAUUUUUCAUCUUUCGAUAUCUAGCAGAUUCAUCUUGGAUCAGCAGAAAGAAUUUCUAUCUGAUGUAACUUACAAAGUUGGAAGCAUAAGCAUAACAGAAAAGUUUGGAUGAUUUUAACACUAUGUGCCAUAGCCUCUAGAUGAUGUAAUUAUGACCUAUGAACUACAGUACAUGUUUUUGAGUAAAUUUUUUAUCCCCUUGGCCUUUUAGUGUUGGAAAAUAAUACCUUUCUCACCUUUUGAGUGAAGAACUCUUUGUAAUGCCAAUUCUUUGUACCUUAACCAUGCAUUAAUAAAGGUGGUCUU
Molecule: messenger RNA, 901 nt
Organism: Lycium ferocissimum
Lineage: Eukaryota; Viridiplantae; Streptophyta; Magnoliopsida; Solanales; Solanaceae
Exons: 2
Coding region: 58-444 (128 amino acids)
Source: RefSeq, a predicted model, not a curated record